AUGUCAAAGAUUUUCGCUGACGAAACAAAUGCAUAUACCUCAAGAUGGUCUGUGACAGAAAUUAAAGAAAUACAUGGUAAUAUAUCCGUAUUCUCAAGAAUCUCAGAAGAAUACACGGAUGCAGAACAUAUUUUUGAGUUCAUUAGAAAAACAGCUGACAUAUUGCUACAGACAAAAGUGGCAUCAUUUAUAUUUGCUGUGACAUUGAUUCUUCCACUUUUAAUGAUAGGCGUUGGUGUAUCCAAUCUGGAAGAAUGUCCCUUAGAUCCUAAAAUUCCGGUAUUUGUUCUCGUUGGUGGUGCGUUGGCAUUAUUAAAAAUAUUACAAGUAAUGUGGAGUCAAUAUCAUCAUAGGCGACAUCGUGAAAGUGUAAUGGAUGAAGAAGAAACGCCGGAGGGAGCAAAUGGAUCAGCAUUUAUGCAAAUAUCUAUAUCGUUAAUUCUUUUUGUUUGGUUUGUAUUUGGUAAUUAUUGUAUAUUUAAAGUUCGAUUUCCUUCUUAUGAACAAACAAUAGAAGAUCCAAAUAAUUGGUGCAAAAAAAACGUCUAUUUAAUUGCGUUCGUUAGUAUUAUUUAUUCCUAUGCGUUGGUUGGCUUAAUGAUUACUUUAUUGCUAAUUGUUGUUUGUGUUGUACACUGCAGGCACAAAAGACGAGCUAUUCAAAUAGCAAAAGUAGCAGCUAGUUAA
Didymodactylos carnosus is the source of this 687-nucleotide messenger RNA. NCBI's taxonomy places the organism in Eukaryota, Metazoa, Rotifera, Eurotatoria, Philodinida, Philodinidae. The record is from the annotation of a GenBank genome assembly.